CAAGCGGCGUUACUCCAACGAUGGAAUCUGCCCCACUUCAUGUGUGCCUUCUGCCCCUUCUUCCAAACGGUCAGCGUAAACGUGUCCAUUUUCACCCUUACGGCCAUCGCUGUCGAUCGCUACAGGGCCAUUGUCCACCCACUCAGCGCCAGGCCGUCGAAGUUUCGGAGUAAGGUGGUGAUCGCUUCCAUCUGGCUCUUCAGCACAACCCUGGCUAUUCCCAACGCCAUUGCCCUUAGGGUUAUCUAUGUGGUGGACACAGCGACAGGCAAAUCUAAACCUUAUUGCGCCCCGGUGAACAUCGACACGGUGGUGAUGUGGGCUUACUCGCACGUGAUGGUCGGCCUCCAGUUCUUCGUCCCGCUCGGCAUCAUCUCCUUCGCCUACAUCAGGAUGGGCUGGGAGCUGUGGGGAGCGCAGACCCCCGGCAACGCUGAGGAUGCCAGGGACGCCCAUGUUCUGAAGAAUAAGAAGAGGGUGAUCAAGAUGCUGUUUAUGGUAGUGGCACUGUUUGCAUUCUGUUGGGCGCCGCUGCAGACAUAUCAUGUGCUUCAGGAGAUUUAUCCCGAUAUUAAUAAGUACCGCUUCAUCAACAUCAUCUGGUUCUGCUGUCACUGGCUGGCGAUGAGUAACAGCUGUUGCAAUCCUUUUAUAUACGCUAUUUAUAAUGAGAAAUUCAAACGUGAAUUCCGCCUCAAAUUCCGCUGGUUCUUCAAAGACGUUGGAACGACCGAGAUGAGCGACUUCGAAAGGUCGAGGUACCAGAUCUCUUUCAGGAACCCAGCUGAUCGUCAGGUAUCGACUGACCACCGGUUCUCCCGCACGGACGCCACCAUACUCAACGGCUCCACUAGGUCCUCCGUCAGGUCGACCCAGAGCACGAUGAUCCGCACCAGCUCAGCCUCUCACGGGCGAAGCAGCAACGGCAGUUCUCCAGGUGAUAUCACAGGACCCAACAUAGCUCAUCCCUACCAAGAGGUCCACGUCUGCGUCCCACUCAAGUCCCACUCGCAUCUGCACCCCGAGAUCUAUCGCUCCAAGAUGAGUGGGGAUACGAGGAUGUAAGAUGAGGGAGUGAGAGUGAGAGUGUAGGUGGCUCUUGGUAGAAUACUCCAAGUAGUACUUCAUACGACUCAAGUUCCUCUCAAGUCCCACUCGUAUCUACGCCCCGAGAUCUGCCGCCUCCGUGAUGAGAGAGGACACGAGUCUGUAAACGAGUGCUGGAGACUUAGUGUGAGUAGAUCACCCUUGGUAAGAUAUCUACGUCUAAUUACCUCUCAAGUCCCACUCGUAUCUGCACUCACAUCCACCGUGCCAGGGAGAGGGAGAGGGAGAGGGUAAGUGUCUCUCUCGAGUCCUACUCCCAUGUGCCACUCUAAGACUACCACUCCAAGAGACGUGUACAACGAGUGUUUAAAGUGAAAGAGUGUACAGGAAGGGAACGGCAUUUGCAAGGGAUUUGAUUCAGAAAAAGAAAAUACAAAAAAAAGGAAGAUUUAGACCUUCAAGGUUUUUAAGAUUUUUUGGAUGAAAUUGCUCUAGAAAUUUACAUGAAGCUUAGUGAUAACUUUGAAAAGUUUCUGUUGUGAAUGACAUCUAGGCAUGUUGAUCGGUAAAAUUGAUUUUAUAAAGAAAAUGAAUCAGUGCAAAAACAAGACCAUUAUUUACUGAGUGGGGUACUAACACACUGCACUGACUUGAUCGAAACCAGUGGCUGUCUUGAUUACCUGAAUGAUAAACAAAGAGAAAAUCAAAGAAAAAAACAUAUUGAAAAAUAUUAAUAUUCACACUCUCUUCGUCCUCAUCUUUUCAUGUGUCAUGUGUCACCAGUGUCAUCGCGCCACGACACAUAGCGUUCAGUGUCAUGUAACAGUGUCAUUGCAAAACACUACAGAUUUUUAAAGCUCCGAAAGACCUAUCCAUCUUGUGUGUACAUACUUUUUUAUUAUUAUUAUUCUUUUUUUAGGGGGAGAAAUAUGGUUUAAGAAAAAUACUUUUGAAUUAAUCUAUUUAUAAGGAAGAUGUGAUUCGAUGGUGCUUUUUCGAAAGACGCUCUUAGUAGAAGUAAUUGUGACUUUUGUAUGUAUCUCCAUUAGUCCAAUACUUGUAUGUGUGUUGAUAUAUGUUCAGACUUAAUACCUGUACCGGUGAGAUUACUGGUAUUCCUGGUAUUCCUGGCUUACUGAUGUAUCGGUGUAUAUGGUUAAGUAAGGAAUGUGAAAGUGUUUUAUCCAGGAACACAUGUUAUUCUAGAAAGUGAAUAUAUAUACUACCAUUGCUUUCGACUGCAAAAACUGUAUAUAUUUUAAUGUAAAUACUUUCUACUUAAUAAAAUAGACGAGGAAGUAAUAGGGUAAGUGGAAUGAAAUGUGACUAACAGAACGAAAUCAAGUGGUACUAACAUCAUACCUCUUGCGGUGCUGUGGAUUUACGUUAUGGAAAAAAUCGAACAAUUUUGACAAUGACUCUGUGAGACAGUGAUGUACAGGAACACUACGUUUAUACACUGAAAUGUAUACAAUUUAUUGAGGGAAAUGUACAGUGAGAUUUGUUUAAUCCUAUACAGAGAACAAGAGAGGAAAUAUGCUUAUAUGUUACGAGAAUCAAUCAUGUAAAACGGGAAAUGGAACGGUAAACAAUAAACAGCUGAGUGUUGACAAUCAUUUGAAUAAGGUAAAGUGAUACCAACAUUAGAACAAUUUGCUUUUUUCCUUUGUUUCUCUUAAAAUGAAACUUUUUUUUUUUAUGACAAACUGUGCUGCAUGUGUAAGUACUAAGGAAAAAAAUAUAUAUUUAAGACUUUUAAUGAAUACAAGAAUAUCAUUGUCUUUAUAUUUUCAUCGCCUGUGUUUAUAUCAAAUAUCUGAAAGAUAAUACGAAUGUUGAUUAACGAAUAAAGACUUUUGUAAAAAUAUAUUAGUUCAGACUUUAAGUGACGAAGAUAUAUGUAGUGUUUUUUAUCUUUAAUUAAUUCACUGCAGAACACCAGUACAUUAAUCUUUUUAAUCAUUUCCGAGCAUACAAAAAGGGGGAAACUUUUUCAUUUUAGCAACACACUUUUAUAAAUACAAAUACAACAUAUUCGAGUUAUAUAUUUCCAUGUCUAUGCCUUCAUCUGAACUUUAAAAAAAAAAAAUGUCUUCUUGGUGCUAAAAUGUUUAUUUGAUAUUUUCCAAACGAAACUAUACAUACGUUUACUUACAAAUCUAUGUACAUAUAAAAAUAUACACUUAUAUAAUUAAUUGAUAUAUAAUAUAUACAGCUAUAUACACUAACACUCACACACAAUACACAUGUAUGAUAUAAGUACACAUAGACACACGUAUACUGCACAUAGACACAAAUAAACAUACAUGUACACAGACACAUGUAUAAAUGUACACAUAUACUAAGGGGGUUGUGAUCUCAUACAAUAUAUUUUACUCAAGUCUCUAACUAUACAGAUGCUCAAUGUAUAACUAUAUAUAAGCUAUUAAUCAUAUCAUGCCCCGUUUGAUAAACUUCGUGUAUAUUUGAUAAUUGAUAUAAAAUUGACAUGUAGAAAAGAAUGACAAGGUUGUUAACAUGCUGUCAUAUAGAUUAGAUUUAUUGUGGAUAGAUCAAAGAUACUGUAGCGUUUUAUUAAUUUCAUUUUUUGGUCUUUUUCUCUUGUAAAAUACAUUUGGCCUUUAGUGUAUCACGUGUUAUAAGCUGUAGUAUUCCGAACGAACAAAAAUAAUACAAUACAUGA
This is a messenger RNA of Penaeus chinensis, 3730 nucleotides long. RefSeq names its product tachykinin-like peptides receptor 99D. Lineage: Eukaryota; Metazoa; Arthropoda; Malacostraca; Decapoda; Penaeidae. Gene Ontology annotation, molecular function: neuropeptide Y receptor activity. The transcript has 8 exons. Gene Ontology annotation, cellular component: membrane. Gene Ontology annotation, biological process: G protein-coupled receptor signaling pathway. The coding region runs from base 40 to 1065 and encodes 341 amino acids. The record is from RefSeq and is a predicted model, not a curated record.